This is a messenger RNA of Xenopus tropicalis (tropical clawed frog), 4143 nucleotides long. It is a transcript of the gene slc6a7, whose product is annotated as solute carrier family 6 member 7. The transcript is spliced from 14 exons. Lineage: Eukaryota; Metazoa; Chordata; Amphibia; Anura; Pipidae. Gene Ontology annotation, cellular component: membrane. The record is from RefSeq and is a predicted model, not a curated record. Bases 262 to 2166 code for a protein of 634 amino acids.
UAUUUGUGCACUGAGACCCCUAAGAUGAGUCUUGUUAUAUAUACGCAGGCCUCUAUCUAAUCUCCCUUUUUCAAGAAGGGUUAAUAGCACAAGCUCAUCCCUACUGUGUGCCAAUCACCUGAGUGUGAGACAGGGAGAGACAGAGGAGAAGGAAGGAGCAGGGAGCGAGAUCAUCUCCCCGGCACUGAGAUCUCCCAGGCGCUGGGCUGUGAAUUACAGGGAGACAGAGAGAGAGAGAGGGGAGAAGCCAAGAGCAACAGGAUGAAGAGGUACCAGGAGCACCAUCUGAAGCAGCCCGUCACACCGGACCUGUUGAUGAGUCCUAGUGAUCGGGAUGACACAGAACUUGAUAUAGAAUACCCAGAGGACAGAGGAAACUGGUCAGGGAAGCUGGAUUUUCUCCUCUCCUGCAUUGGAUACUGUGUUGGCCUUGGAAAUGUUUGGCGAUUUCCAUAUAGAGCCUACACCAAUGGAGGAGGAGCCUUUCUUAUUCCUUAUUUCAUCAUGCUAGCCAUAUGUGGCAUUCCUCUCUUCUUCAUGGAGUUGUCACUUGGACAGUUCUCAAGCCUCGGCCCAUUGGCUGUUUGGAAGAUAAGCCCUCUUUUUAAAGGUGUUGGGAUGGGCAUGCUGUUAAUUGUGGCCCUGGUGGCCAUUUACUACAACAUGAUAAUAGCCUAUGUGCUAUUCUACCUCUUCGCCUCUUUGACCAGCAGCCUACCAUGGGAACAUUGCGGCAAUUGGUGGAACACUGAUCUUUGCCUGGACCAUCAUGUUAUUCGGGCCAGCAACUCUGCCUUAUUAGUCAACAUAAGCAACACAGUUAGCCCCAGCGAGGAGUACUGGAGUCGCUACGUCCUACACAUACAAGGAAGCUCUGGCAUUGGGGAUCCAGGGCAACUUCGAUGGAAGUUGUGCUUGUGUCUUCUACUCUCAUGGACCAUUGUGUAUCUCUGCAUCCUCAAGGGAGUGAAAUCCUCCGGCAAGGUUGUUUACUUUACGGCUACCUUCCCCUACAUUAUACUGGUGAUGUUGCUGAUUCGCGGGGUAACGUUGGAAGGAGCUUGGAUAGGAAUAAAGUUCUACCUCACCCCUCAGUUUGAGCACUUGUUGACUUCAAAGGUGUGGAUUGAAGCAGCCUUACAGAUCUUUUAUUCCCUUGGAGUUGGAUUCGGGGGUCUUCUCACCUUUGCCUCCUAUAACACUUUUCAUCAAAAUAUUUACAGGGACACAUUUAUUGUCACCCUUGGGAAUGCCUUCACCAGUAUCCUCGCUGGAUUUGCAAUUUUCUCAGUUCUGGGCUACAUGUCACAGGAGCUUGGGGUCCCUGUUGACCAAGUUGCAAAAGCAGGUCCAGGCUUAGCCUUCGUUGUGUAUCCGCAAGCUAUGACAAUGCUUCCUCUAUCUCCAUUUUGGUCUUUCCUCUUCUUCUUCAUGCUUCUAACCCUUGGAUUGGACAGUCAAUUUGCGUUCAUGGAGACUAUUGUGACAGCCAUUACUGAUGAAUUCCCUUACUACCUGAGGCCAAAGAAGGCUGUCUUCUCUGCAAUAAUCUGUGUCGCUCUGUUCCUGCUAGGACUAAUACUUGCCACUGAUGGUGGCAUGUAUUGGUUGGUGCUGUUGGAUGAUUACAGUGCUGGAUUUGGCCUCCUUGUGAUAGUGAUUACAUUUUGCCUUUCGGUGUCUCGGGUGUAUGGAAUCAAGAAUUUUUGCAGAGAUAUUCAAAUGAUGCUUGGGUUCAAACCAGGUCUCUACUUCAAAGCCUGUUGGAUAUUUCUGUCACCAGUGACACUCAUGUGCCUGCUAGCCUACAGUAUAUUGAAAUAUCAGCCAUCGCAAUAUGGAAGCUAUAAAUUUCCCCUCUGGUCGGAAGCACUGGGAAUUCUAAUGGGGCUUCUCUCCUGCAUGAUGAUUCCAAUUGGAAUGCUGGUUGCCAUUCUAAAGGAAGAAGGGUCUCUUUGGGAGCGAAUACGGCAAGCAAGUAGACCAGCCAUGGACUGGGGUCCUUCUAUGGAAGAAAACAGGACAGGCAUGUAUGUAAACACCCUGGCAGGAAGUCAGUCCCCCAAGCCUUUGAUGGUCCACAUGCGGAAAUACGGUGGGAUCACAAGCUAUGAAAACACAGCCAUUGAGGUGGAUAAGGAGAUUGAAGAGGAGUCCAUGAUGUGAUGGGACUAAAUGGAUUGAGGUGGACUCUCUUCUGCAGGGCUUAGACAUGCUUCUGUGGCAUGGGACUUGGCGGUCAUUGUUCCAGUGUCCAAUGAGGAUCUUAAAAACUGAGGCCCUAGAUUACAAUGAUUGGUAGCUCUUUCUGUGGGACUACCUUCUGAGAUGUUUUUGUGGAUGUCAUGUUGUUGGUAUUGUCACACUCCAUGGGACUCUUUGUAUACAUGUCUGUGUUUGGGAGACUGAUUACUUGUUUCUAUUAAUGUACCUGGUGGGAAAUUCACCAUACAGGCUAUAGGCUAAUUAACAACCAUCAGUUUGAUAAGCUGUCAUUGGCAGAUUUCCUGCUAAACAAAACAUGGAAGUCUUUGAAAUAUAUGUUACAUUAUUGUGUUUGCAGCGAUGAUGGUUUCUAGAGUUAAAAAAAAUACUGUUGUCAAAUAAUUUCCCUCUUUUAAUUUUUGUAAAUUAAUUUGAUUUAUUUUUUUAAACAGGUUUAAAUAUGGCUGCUUUAAAGUAAGCCAAUUUCCGUAAAAGUAAAUAUAUUUUUUAAAAAGAAUAGCAUCUGACCAGGGUUAAUGAUAUGGCAAUCCACACAGGCAUGGGUAAGAGGUUCCUCAACUUUGGGACUGGUUCCACUACAGGGGGCAGUCUGAGGACCAGUUAUAGUGGCAUUGUUGUGUCCAUUAAAAGAUAUUGCUAAAGGCCCAUCUUGAAAAUCAUUUAGGGUGAGAUUUAGGGUAAAUAUUUAUUUCAGGUCCCAGGUAUUAAAACUGAAUUGUGGGUUUAACAUGCAUCAAAAGGUACUGCAGCUUAAAUGCCCCAUGCCUCAUAGUCUGCUAUGAAUAUUUCUACAAAGCAGGAGAUGGUAUUGUUUCUGAGUAUAUUGUUUUUGGCAGUAAGGAAGAAGAUAUAGAUGCACAACCAUAGAAUGCAAAUUUGUCUACACAAGUAUAAAAAUGAAGUCAUAUUUUUAUACAAACAGCGCUAAAAACAUUUAUUUUGAAGACAGUAUUGCUUCCUAGCACUAUUAAUAUUAAACCAAAAGAACAUAUAUAUAUAUAUAUAUAUAUAUAUACAGUAUACAGCAUGAAUGUCCCAUAGCAGUCAGAGGUAAAGGGCUCAAAUAGUUGUUUUGAAAAAAGUGCUAUUAGUAGAGAAAAAUAUUUUUAUAAAAACAGAAGAAUAAAUAUAUAAUACAUAGAUACCCUGUAAUAAUAAUCAUAUGUAAUAACAUAAAAAUAUACCCUAGGGCCAAACGAUUGCAUUAGCACAAUAUCACCCAUGUUGGGCAUAUUGGCGACCCCGCCAAAUGAGCAAAUUUUACCAUGUAUGGCCACCUUUAGUUUAUUAUUCCAAGUACCCCAAGGUCCAUCUCCAUCAAGAAUUCACUUAACCCAUUAAGGAUAGAAGAGGGCCGCCAGUUGUGAUGGAGUUGAUCUGCCAAGAUGGUGCCAUCACUAUGUAACUACCUGCCCUAGAUUAUACAAAGGAUAUGCACAGGAUGGGUGACAGAGAUUAGUGCCUGUAGUCACCAGGGGGUGCCUUAAAAAGUUUCACUCCCUGGCAAUUUUGACUUUCCUUAUUUUGAAAAGGUUUAAUGAGUUUUAUUUGUUUUAUUUUUCUAUGACUAUUCAGUUAACCAUAAAGAUAUGUAAUCCAUUCCUCAAUUAAUAUGGGUCGGAACUACCAGACUGUCUCAAAUAAAACGCAACAGUGCUCCUCAUUGGAAAAAUUAUAAAAAAAAAUGGUAUAAUUUUUGACUUCACCAAAUUAUACCUUUCGAAUACAACAUCUUUCAGACACAAAGUUUUAUUCAGAUCUAAAAGCCAUAAGACUUGUGAUAGUCUCAAAAACCACUGGUCAGUAUAAUGCAGGGCUUGUCUUCCAAUCAUAGUCAUCAAAUAUACAUUUGCUGUUUUCCCUCAGUUCUUUUAAUUGUAUAUUUUUUAAAUAAAGUAAAAUAAUGCAUACAUUAAA